This is a messenger RNA of Penicilliopsis zonata CBS 506.65, 2916 nucleotides long. RefSeq lists its product as hypothetical. The coding region runs from base 1 to 2916 and encodes 971 amino acids. NCBI's taxonomy places the organism in Eukaryota, Fungi, Ascomycota, Eurotiomycetes, Eurotiales, Aspergillaceae. Gene Ontology annotation, molecular function: small GTPase binding. The transcript has 8 exons. Gene Ontology annotation, cellular component: nuclear membrane; cytoplasm. The record is from RefSeq and is a predicted model, not a curated record. Gene Ontology annotation, biological process: protein import into nucleus.
AUGGCCAGUAAGGACAGGAGCGCCAGCCAGGCCUUUGGCCCCGUGUUGGCUGCGGUCGCUACGAUGCAAGGAAAUGUCCCGCGCUCAGAGAAGACGCACGCCCAUGAGUUUCUCGAGAACUUUCAGAAAUCGGUUGAAGCAUGGACUAUCACGCACGAAAUGCUCCAGUCGCCCGAGGUGCCGAUCGAGGCGAAGCUGUUCGCGGCAACCACGCUCAAGGGAAAGAUUACAUUUGAUUUGGACCAGCUGCCGGCCGAGUCGGUGCCGGCGCUGCGAGAUUCGGUCCUGAGCCUGCUCGUGGCGUAUGGGUCGGGCCCGCGACCGAUCCAGACACAGCUGUGCGUCUGUCUGGCGAGCCUCGCCAUCCAAAUGACUCAGUGGAAGGAUGUCCUCGCGACCGUCGGGGCGACCCUAGGCAGCACGGCGGGCGACUGCGUGCUGGAGUUCCUCAAGAUUCUACCGGAGGAGGUGACGGAGGGUCGCAAAAUCAACCUCAGUGAAGAGGAUCUUGCGACAAGGACCAAAGAACUGUUGGAGGAUAACGCCGAUCAGGUCAUGCACCUCCUGGUGCAAUAUGCGCGCUCGUCCGCGACGGCCUCCACGAAUCCACGCCUGCUCGACUGUAUUACGUCCUGGAUGCGCGAAAUCCCCGCCUCCGAGAUCGUCAAGUCGCCGCUGAUGGACAUCAUCUUGAAGGCACUAGAUAACGAGGUCUCAUUUGAGGCCGCGGUGGAUAGCGUGUGUACCCUCUACCGCGACACGCGCGAAGUCGAUGACUCGUUGCCCAUCAUCCAGACAUUGUUCCCCCGGAUCAUGUCCCUGCGGCCUAAGAUCGCUGAGUAUGCCGAGGCGGAAGACCUCGAAGGAUACAAGGGCAUCACCCGUCUCUUUGCCGAGGCCGGUGAAGCCUGGAUUGUUCUGAUCGCUCGCCUCCCGUCCGAGUUCCGGGGCCUCGUCGAAGCCAUCCUCGAAUGUUGCGCGCGCGAUUGGGAGCGCGACGCUGUCUCCCUAACCUUUAUCUUCUGGUACGAAUUGAAGCAGUAUGUCACCUUGGACCGGUAUGCGGAAGCCAGAGCCCAGCUAGCCGACGUGUUCUCCAAGCUCGUCGAUAUCAUGGUGAAGCAUCUUGAAUACCCGCGCCCGGAAGAAGGCGAGACCGAUCUCUUUGGCGGGGACCGCGAGCAGGAAGAGAAGUUCCGUCAAUUCCGGCACGAUAUGGGCGACGUCCUCAAAGAUUGCUGCUCCGUGAUCGGUGUCUCGGAAUGUCUCAGCAAAUCGUACCAACUGAUCCAGCAGUGGGUUUCCAAGUACGCCUCCCAGGCCACAAACCAGCACGUCCCCAACUGGCAGGAGCUAGAGGCUCCCUUGUUCAGUCUCCGAGCAAUGGGCCGUAUGGUUGACCCGGAGGAGAGUUCUGUCCUACCCCUGGUCAUUCCCUUGAUUGUACAAAUCCCCGACCAAGAAAAGGUUCGCUUCCAGGCCAUCAUGGCCUUGGCCCGGUACACCGAAUGGACCGCUCAGCAUCCGGAAACCUUGGAGGCUCAACUCAAUUACGUGAUCUCCGGCUUUCAGCACAGCUCCCAGGAGGUCAUCCAAGCCUCCGCCCUUGCCUUCAAGUUCCUGGGCACCGACUGCCAGAAGCUCUUGGGCGGCCAUAUCGCCCAGCUUCACACCUUUUACGAGUCCGUCAUUGACAAACUUAAGCCCGCCAGCCAAGAGGAAGUCACCGAGGGCGUAGCCGCUGUGGUCGCCGUCCAACCUCUCGACAAGAUCUACCAGACCAUGAAGAUGUUCUGCGACCCCCUCAUGGCACGAAUUAUGACCCUGGCCAACAACGCCAAAGACGAAGAGGGCCAGAGGGCCGUUGCUGAUCACCUCCAACUAAUCACCAUCUUCGUCCAAGUGGUGAAUCCGUACGUCGGGCCCAACCAGGAGAACCCGGCGGUCAAGUACUGCGCGGAGAUCCUGCCCAUCAUGACGACAAUUGUCAUGAACUUCACCUCGUCAACGCCCAUCCUCGAGCGGGUGUGCCGUUGCUGGCGGUACAUGAUCAUCUCAUAUCGCACCGCCAUGGCGCCCUUGUUGCCGACAUUGGCGCAGAGCAUUGCGAGCGGCUUCGAGGCCUCCAAAGAAGGUUGCUUCCUCUGGGCCACUGCGGCCGUGGUCCGCGAGUUCUCCGACGGCGUCGAGUUCGUCGACCAGGCCACCAGUGAAGCCGUCUAUCACUUUUAUGAGCAGCAAGCCGUCGCUUUCUUGCGCAUCCUGAACGACUUACCUCCGCAGAGCCUUCCUGAUGUGAUCGAAGAUUUCUUCCGGCUCUCGUCCGACGCGAUCCGCUUUUAUCCCGAGAAAUGCAUCACCUCGUCCCUUGCUAUCCCUAUCUUCUCCGCCGCUCUGAGCGCCUUGACACUGCAGCAGGUGGAGCCGGUCACGGCGACAUUACAUUACUACCGCGAUCUACUCGGCUUCGCCUUUGACAAACCGGCGGUGUCAGAAUUCACCGGCCCAGACGGCAAGCCGUAUUCCAACCCGCCGGAGAUCCAGGCCGCGGUCAAGCAGCUGGUCUCGUCGCAAGGCCAUCUGCUCGCCCAGCGGGUCCUGACGGGGAUGAUGUUCACGUUUCCCGGCGACUGCUUCCCGGACGCGUCGGGUGUGUUGAUGGCCAUGUUUGAGCUGAUGCCCCCCGAGUCCGGCGCGUGGGUACAGUCCACCCUCCAGAUGCUGCCGGCCGGGACGAUGAAGCCGGGCGAAGCUGAGCGACUGCUCAAGGGCAUUGCAGAGCGCGUGCAGUCCGGCGAUAUCCGACGGAUCCGCACGCUGCUACAAGAUUUCACCAAUUCCUAUCGUCGGCGUAACGUCGCCCCCCGUGACGGACUUGGACGACUGGAGGCCACUCGCUUCCGUUUCAGCGGAUAG